Molecule: messenger RNA, 1748 nt
Organism: Odocoileus virginianus texanus
Lineage: Eukaryota; Metazoa; Chordata; Mammalia; Artiodactyla; Cervidae
Source: RefSeq, a predicted model, not a curated record
AUGCCAGCUCCCUCGCACCCCCAUGGCUCUCUGCACACCAGGACUGAGAGCAGGAAGAGGGGGUGCGGGGAGCGCCGCUUCGAGGAGGCCACGGCGGAAUCUCGCCGCCCGGAGAAGAAAGGGAGCCCCCGGGAGGAGGGGGGCGGCCCCGGCCCGCUCAGGCCCGCCCUGUCCGCCACGCCGCCCAUUGGCCCCCGCUCUGCUAUAUCUGGGCGCCCACCCGGCGAGAGGCCACUGCCGUCCCCACCGCCGCCUGCCCGCCCAGCGCGUCCGACCCCGACGUGCCCGCCGCCCACCCUCCGCGCUCCCGCGCUCCGUUCCGCCCAGGCCGCGCCCAGCUGGAAUGCAGAGAUCGCCGCUCGGCUACGGCGCACAGGACGAUCCGCCCGAGGGGGGCGGCCGGGGUCCCGGGAGACCUCACGCAGGGGCGCGCGCUGGCAUCGGCUGUCAGCCUGCCAGCUCUCCCGACGGCACCCAGCUGACCCGCGCCCGCGGCUCGCAGGCAAGGCGUGGAAGGAGCUGAGCCCGGCGGAGAAGCGGCCCUUCGUGGAGGAGGCGGAGCGGCUGCGCGUGCAGCACCUGCGCGACCACCCCAACUACAAGUACCGGCCGCGCCGCAAAAAGCAAGCGCGCAAGGCCCGGCGGCUGGAGCCCGGCCUCCUCCUCCCAGGCUUGGCGCCACCGCCGCCGCCGCCGCCUCCCGAGCCCUUUCCCGCGGCUACGGGCCCGGCCCGGGUCUUCCGCGAGCUGCCGUCGUUGGGCGCCGAGUUCGACGGUCUGGGGCUGCCCACACCGGAGCGCUCGCCGCUGGACGGCCUGGAACCCGGCGAGGCCGCCUUCUUCCCUCCGCCCGCGGCGCCGGAGGACUGCUCUCUGCGGGCCUUCCGUGCGCCCUACGGUUCAGCCGAGCUGCCCAGGAACCCAGGCGGCUGCUUCGGGGCGCCCCCGGCCGAGGCGCUUAGGACCGCGCCUGGCCCCGCCGCGCCGCUUUGCGGCCUCUACUACGGCGCCCCCGCGCCCGGCCCGGGCCCCUACCCCGGCCCUCUGUCGCCACCGCCCGAAGCCCCGCCCCUGGAGAACGCGGAGCCGCUGGGACCCGCCGCCGACCUAUGGGCCGACGUGGACCUGACCGAGUUCGACCAGUACCUCAACUGCAGCCGGACUCGCCCCGACGCCGCCGGGCUCCCGUACCACGUGGCGCUGGCCAAGCUGGCUCCACGCGCCAUGUCCUGCCCCGAGGAGAGCAGCUUGAUCGCCGCGCUGUCCGAUGCCAGCUCUGCUGUCUACUACAGCGCCUGCAUCUCUGGAUAGGUCGCCUGGGGCACUGUGCGAUGCCUCUCUCUCAGAGGUGGAGUUGCCGCUACUCGUCACAGACCCGCAGGAACCCGCGACGCUGGGCCUUGGCCAGGUCGAGGGCACCCCGACGGGAGGGUCACCACGUACUGGGGCUUGGCCGGGAAGCCCAGGCCUAGGACGUGUGGGCCGACCCUGCCGGGGCUAAGCUUAAUCCUUUUCUUGCAGUGUAUUUUCUAGAACUAGGCUGUUUUUUACUUUGCCUUUUUUAUAUUCAUAAAACAGUGUAUUUAAGUUUUAAUUAAACUUUUUCUCCCAAGGGGUUUCAGUGAUGCAAAGCACCAAUGUAGCAAGGGCUUUUUAAAUAACAUUUGUUUGCUGUAAAGGAGGAGCCAGGAGCUGGGUCCCCCUGGACCAGGCGAGGCCACAAUAAAGCACCUCACCUUUCCUCCGAA